AGAACCCUUUCCAUUGUAAUUACGGGCAGGGCGAACACGGUGUAUGGAUUCACGGAACUGGUUUAGGUGACAUGUACAUAAGCUAAUCCAGGAUCUUUACGGUGAAUUUGUGGGUUUGAGUAGUUAUAAUUUGACCGGUUACCUUUCUGAGGACGAUGUACGACAAUCGGCCUGUAGAUGUUGUUAGAUGAAUGUUUCUGUAGACGAUAUUCGAUGAAUGUCUAUACAUAAUGUACUGUGUUAAGAAUUACCUGUACCAGGUAUUGAUCCUAUACUUAAUACAACUAUGUGUAUUCCUUCACUGGAGCCAAGCACUACACAAACCUGAGGGACUUACAUACAUACACACAGAGAAGACUGAUGUUCAUUUCACCAACAUUAUCUACGCAACAAGACAUGACAGAAAAAGGAGCUCCCCGGAUAGUCUUCCGGAAUCAUUGGAUGUACAUUUCCGUGUCCGGGACAGUCACUUAAAUCUAAGUCUUUAUAAAAAUUCAAAACUAUCAUCGUAUGUGCCAAUUUACCUUCACAAUGCAACCGCCGGCGAAAAUCGUCAAUGGCCUAAUAUUCAGUCACCAUGUGCCUUUUAUCAAGAUGUCGGAAACAUGGCGUCCUUCCAUGUGGAGUGUGUAAGCAAUGAGGAUGGAACGUGUAGUGAAUUUGAAUUAUUUGGGACGUUGUAUAUUGAGGACAAGCUUCACAUUUUAGAGUCAGACACGGUUACAAGUGGACCUAAUAGUGUUAAGACAACUCGCCCAUACAGUAUUUAUCAACCUUUGGUGCCUCUUCAGUUUUCCAAUGAUCACAGUUUAACAGAACAUUUGGACAGCCGGUCCUCACCUAACAGUAGAACAUGGCGAAACAGACGAGCGACGGGUUUAUAUACAGUAGAACUGUUCGUGGUCACAGACUACUCUGUUUAUAAAUAUUGGUACGAUGCCAGUUCACAGACUACUAAUCAAGGAAAACGAAAUGAUGCUUUAAACAAGAUAAGAACAUUUGUUGCCUUCCAUAUCAACGGGAUUGAUGCUAGAUAUGCGUCCUUAAAUUUGGGAUUCACAAUUGAUGUCACCUUUGCAGGACUUAAAAUCGCCGAGAAUGCCGAUAGUUCCCCGUGGACGGAGACUGUGAAGUCCACCAGUAACACAGUCAAUGUGAAUGAAGUGAUUAACAACUUCAGCCAAUGGGUACAGUCAGAAUCUGCGGCCGGCAAUAUCCCGUCUCACGACCACGCCAUGCUGUUUAGCAGAUAUGAUUUCAUAUCGCAGGGAAACAGCGACAAUAUAGGCUAUGCCUUCCAGGGAGAAAUGUGCGCCGCUGCCAGUCAGUCUAUAGUGGAGGAUCAAUUUAACUUUAUCGUGGAGACUAUAGCUGCACAUGAACUCGGACAUAGUUUGGGAGCCAAGCAUGAUGGGAUUGACAACAACUGCUUUGCACAAAAUGCAUAUAUCAUGGCUGCCUCUAGUUCUGCUCAAACUGGCAAUACAGCUAGAAAUCCUUGGAUAUUUUCGAGCUGUUCUGCAAGCGAGAUCAACGGUCUUUUAGAUAACUUGAACAGUAAUGGCAACAACUGCCUCUUAACCACAGACUCACAAACAGAUCCAAACCAGAUCAAUUCCUAUAUGGCGACAGAGAUCGGCCAAAUGUUUGACGUCAAUCAGCAAUGUGUGAAAGCUUUAGGGCAGGGGUCAUAUAUGUGUUUGCAAUUUUACACGGACUUUGAAACAAUCUGUACAGGAUUAUGGUGUAAAAAUCCGAACUCAACACAAUGCACGCUAUUUAUACCUGCAGACGGUACGACAUGUAACAGUUUAAAGUGGUGUCAACAAGGAAACUGUGUAAAGUCUACCAACGCACCUAACCUACCAAGUACAUGUUUAUAUGGUGACAGUAAAGGGAUUGUAUAUAAUACAUUCACUUGUCAGGAUAUCGGUACACAGGUCCCCUGGGCCUGUUACUCCUACAACACCAGCUGUUGUACCACGUGUCAGUCACUCCACACCGGACAGAACGGUUGUGAAUAUGGUGACAGGACAGACUGUUCAGCAAUAUCCAGCAAUCAGUGUUAUGCGGGAGACAACGCUAACCUCUGCUGUAAAACCUGUCAGGAUUUCCACACCGGCAUACCAGGGUGUGAGUAUGGUGACCAAGCUGACUGUACAGGGGUAGUCCCUAGCCAGUGCUACACUGGAAACAACGCCAACAUUUGCUGCCAAACGUGUCUGGGUUACUACACUGCCAUACCAGGUUGUUUAUAUGGAGACAAAAGUGUUGGGUGUAACCAUACCAAAUGUGGCACUUAUAGCCAGGCAAAUCUAGAUAUCUGCUGUUUCACGUGUUAUCCUGGAACCCCACCUUCCACUCUGGGGCCGGUAACUAUACCACCUACAACCCAGGAGAUAGUUACCACGACAUUACCGACAACCAGUACUAUCGGCCCGGCAACAUCAGACCCACCAACUACUGUUAGUGUAACACAAACUACAGUGGUACCCGUCAAUAACACCACCUUCCCUACAGCUAAAACCAACCUUCCAGCAUGGAUCAUCCCUGUGGCUGCUACUGCUGCUGGUAUUGUCAUCAUCUUGGUUCUGGUUUGUGUGGCGUGUUAUUGUCUGCGUACAAGAAAACCAAAGCCGACGAAGCCUCCAGGACGAGGACCGUCUACGAUUUCCCGGGGCGGGAUUGGUGGAGCUCGCCAUCAGUCGUUUACUGGUACAACUAACGUAGCGUACCAGAUGGACUCCGUUCCUGGAACCGACCAUUACAAUUAUAUUUCCCCGCAAAAUGUCAGUGGACCCCGUAUUUCGGCAGUAUCCAGACAAUUACCCCCGCCUGCCCGUCCACCUCCGCGUCGACCCCCUCAACCCUCUACCAGACCCACUACAGGACAGGACCGGUCUUUUAUCAAAUCAAACACAACGUCACAGCCAGCGUCAUCGCCUCAUGAAUAUGUCGAAGUAACAGACUAUCAAGCACUCCAGGCUCGACAAAGUACAAAGUCAAGGACAUACGAAUCUUUAAAAUACCCCCAUUCAUGAAAGAGCGCCUCGAUAGUGAUGCCCUUGUCUUCAUGUCUACCAAUAUAUUGCUUCUAGAACCAAGGACUUUUAGCAAAUUAUUCAACGUAUUUUUUCCGGAGCAAGGCAAGAGACAUUGUUUUGGGUAUAAAUAUAUGCAAGGAAAUUCCAUUUGAAUGCAAUUGUUUUGAUAUAUCUGUCCAGGGGCUGAAGUUAUAUUGAGAAAUGGAGCAACUGUAGGCCUAUUAUCAUUUAGAUUUUUAAAAAUUAUUAAGCUAAAGGAAAUUUACAGUGAAUUUUAUGGUCUACCGAGAAUGCCGCUGGAACUGAAGGUCUUCAUCGAAUACUUCGAAUGUUAAGAAUGAUAAAAUACUGGUUAAACUCGGACAGGAGACCCAUAGGCUUUAACAGUCACCCAAGUUCUGAAAUAUUACCAUUUUGACAAUAUCCCCGGCCAAUGGAAGACUGCAGGGUUUUCCCUGUCAUUUUGUUUUAGGGAGUCCAAGGGACUCCUCAAUUUUAAAACUGGGAGUCCCAGCAGAAAUUCAGGAGUCCCAUUUUUUUAACUUUGUGAAAUUGUCAUGUGUACUGAAUAAUGAAUAUUGUAAAAACAGUUAACGUUACAGCCACCAAAGAAACUUCCGAUCGUUCGCUGCAUGGUUACAAACUUUGUCUACAUCAUAGUUGUUUAGACGCUUCGAUUAGCCGAACUGAAGACUUUUACCAUUUCAAACUAGCGAAAGACUCGGAUUUACCCCGAUAAUAAAUGACCUAUUUAUAGCUAUUACCAGGCCUAGAUUUGUAAAAACGCCGAUUGAUACCAGCGAGAAAUGAACAUGGCACAAUACCGACAAAAAGUUUUUUUUUUUAGCGAUAUGGUUAUGUAAUUGAAUUAGAUGUUUGUCUAUUAUUAUUGCGUCCCACGGAUGCAAAUACAUUUUUUUUGCGAGUCCUUCGUGAUUUUUUUGCGUCCUAGACGCAGAAAACCUGCGUCCGGAAAAAACCUGGAUUAGACAGUACUAUACAUGUAUGUACAUCCAAUGGUAAACCAAAGAAUUAUGCUCAAAAAUGUGAUUUCCUUAUAUGAACUGUAGUCAAUUUUACCCCUUCCUCAUUAGGUAUUGGGACACCCCGGGAUCAUGAAAUUCACAAUUUUGGUAAAGCAUCUCAAGACCGUUCUAUCUAUGAGGAGUAUUUUAUUCUACCUUGCUUUGUCUCAGGUGACCUAACAAUCAAGCCCCUGACAAUUCUACAGACUUUUUAUCGUGUUAUGUGAGAACUCAGAAUGAAAUUGAUUAAUAUUGUAAGAGAGUUGCUUUAGAAUGAGUGUAAAGUACACAUGAUACUGUAAACGUGGAUAUUUUAGCGGUUAUCUUAUUUAUAUGUUAAUAUCAUUUUAGCGGUAAUCUUUUUAUAGCACUAAAUGUAUUCCAAUAAUUUAUAAAUGUGAUAUAUUAUCUUAAUUUCUUUAUGCGAAUGUUUUGUUUUUAGGGAAAGCAUUUUGGUCGUCCUUAUGCAUUAAUUUGAGCCCGCCAAAAUAAAAAUGUGUAUAGUACUUGUAUAUCAGAUUGUGUUAUAAGCAUUAUUUAAAGCCGGAUGUGUGAUAUAUUUAAUGAAGUAACAACUACAACUCCAAGUUUACUUUAGCAAUUAAAUUGUGAAUUAAUAUUCAGACAUAUUUAAUGAAGGAAAUACAAAACUGAAGGGAAUAAGGUUGGAAUGGAAAUAUAAAGUACGUACAAUGUAACAGUGAUAACAUGGAUGACUUUUAUAUUAAAAUGUGAAUUUCAUGUGAAUUAUAUAUAUAUAAGUAUUUAAAGAGAAGUUCAAGAAAUAACAGUGAAACAUGGCUUUACUGACCACUGACUUUAACGACGUCCUGUACCAUCCCACCUUUAAUAGAACGGCGACAUGUUUACUGAUCUACUGCCAUGUCCAACACAUUUACUCGGUCCCAUACAGUGUCACUCAGUCCCAUACAGUGUCACUCGGCCCCAUACAGUGUCACUAGGUCCCAUACAGUGUCACUCGGUCCCAUACAGUAUCACUCGGCCCCAUACAGUGUCACUAGGUCCUGUACAGUGUCAUUCGGUCCCAUACAGUGUCACUAGGUCCUGUACAGUGUCAUUCGGUCCCAUACAGUGUCACUAGGCCCCAUACAGUGUCACUAGGUCCCGUACAGUGUCACUCGGUCCCAUACAGUGUCACUCGGCCCCAUACAGUGUCGCUAGGUCCCGUACAGUGUCACUCGGUCCAUUACAGUGUCACUAGGUCCCAUACAGUGUCACUCGGUCCCAUACAGUGUCACUCGGCCCCAUACAGUGUCACUCGGUCCCGUACAGUGUCACUCGGUCCCAUACAGUGUCACUCGGUCCCAUACAGUGUCACUAGGUCCCAUACAGUGUCAUUCGGCCCCAAACAGUGUCACUCGGUCCCAUACAGUGUCACUCGGUCCCAAACAGUGUCACUCGGUCCCAAACAGUGUCACUCGGUCCCAUACAGUGGCACUAGGUCCCAUACAGUGUCACUCGGUCCCAUACAGUGUCACUAGGUCCCAUACAGUGUCACUCGGUCCCAUACAGUGUCACUCGGCCCCAUACAGUGUCACUAGGUCCCGUACAGUGUCACUCGGUCCCAUACAGUGUCACUAGGUCCCAUAAAGUGUCAUUCGGCCCCAAACAGUGUCACUCGGUCCCAUACAGUGUCACUCGGUCCCAUACAGUGUCAUUCGGCCCCAAACAGUGUCACUUGGUCCCGUACAGUGUCACUCAGUCCCGUACAAUGUCACUCGGUCCCGUACAGUGUCACUCGGUCCCAUACAGUGUCACUCGGUCCCAAACAGUGUCACUCGGUCCCAUACAGUGUCAUUUGGUCCAAUACAGUGUCACUCGGUCCCAAACAGUGUCACUCGGUCCCAUACAGUGUCACUCGGUCCCAUACAGUGUCACUCGGUCCCAUACAGUGUCACUCGGUCCCGUACAGUGUCACUAGGUCCCAAACAGUGUCACUCGGUCCCAUACAGUGUCACUAGGUCCCAAACAGUGUCACUCGGUCCCAUACAGUGUCACUAGGUCCCAUACAGUGUCACUCGGUCCCAUACAGUGUCACUCGGCCCCAUACAGUGUCACUAGGUCCCGUACAGUGUCACUCGGUCCCAUACAGUGUCACUAGGUCCCAUACAGUGUCAUUCGGCCCCAAACAGUGUCACUCGGUGCCAUACAGUGUCACUCGGUCCCACAGUGUCACUCGGUCCCAAACAGUGUCAUUCGGUCCCAUACAGUGUCAUUUGGUCCGAUAUAGUGUCACUAGGUCCCUUACAGUGUCACUCGGUCCCACAGUGUCACUCGGUCCCGUACAGUGUCACUCGGCCCCAUACAGUGUCACUAGGUCCCAUACAGUGUCACUAGGUCCCAUACAGUGUCACUCGGCCCCAAACAGUGUCACUCGGUCCCGUACAGUGUCACUCGGUCCAACAGUGUCACUCGGUCCCGUACAGUGUCACUCGGUCCCAUACAGUGUCACUCGGUCCUAUACAGUGUCACUCGGUCCAAUACAGUGUCACUCUGUCCCGUCCGUGUCACUCGGUCCCGUACAGUGUCACUCGGUCCCGUACAGUGUCACUCGGUCCUAUAGUGUCACUCGGUCCCGUACAGUGUCACUCGGUCCAUACAGUGUCGGUAUAGUCACGUUUCACUGUACUGAUAGUCCUUACUUAAAUGUAUUCAGCUAAGAUAUCAAUUAACAGGAACGUGUGUAGCUUUACGAGUGUGAUUUGUUUUAAGACAGUUUGCCCUAGUGUGGCUGUCUGUUAUAUAUAUUUUUAUUAGAUACAAAUUAAAUGGAUAUACCGGUCUGUGUAUAUACAGCUUAAAAGUAAUAAACAAAUGAACAAAGAAGUGA
Messenger RNA from Pecten maximus, 6920 nucleotides. RefSeq names its product zinc metalloproteinase/disintegrin-like HR1a. The transcript is spliced from 22 exons. The record is from RefSeq and is a predicted model, not a curated record. Gene Ontology annotation, biological process: proteolysis. The coding region runs from base 231 to 3041 and encodes 936 amino acids. NCBI's taxonomy places the organism in Eukaryota, Metazoa, Mollusca, Bivalvia, Pectinida, Pectinidae. Gene Ontology annotation, molecular function: metalloendopeptidase activity.